AUGCCGUCUAGCCUCGACCAACUUUGGUGCACUCUUGUCACAGCAAACCACAUUCUUGACUGUUUCUCGCUAGUGACUGGAUAUGGGCACAUCUCUGCUCGCAAUCCUCUGACCAACACCACAUUCUUCUUCGAUCCUGUCGAUCCGCCAUCGCUCAUCACCUCGAGCGCUGGCUAUCUCGAAUGGAACAUUUCCAAUGUAGCUUAUAUCGUGAACGGAUCUGUUUCGUUGUCGCCAAGCUCAGAAAUAUGGAUCCACCAAGCUAUCUACAAGAGAUAUCCAAGCAUCAACAGCGUUGUCCACAGCCACUCUCGAGCGGUCUUGCCAUUCGCGGACACCAACAUCCCUCUCGUGCCUCAGUUCAACCUUGAAGCCGUGCUUGGUCAACAAGUCCCAGUCUUCGAUAUCGCCGACUACUACGCCCCGAACGAGUCACACAGUUUUCUUGUCAAUCUGCCACACUUGGGUGCAGCAUUGGCAGAUACGUUCUCUACACCUGAGAACAACGCAACCAGGCGAAACAAUCUACCGGAUUAUCCAGUCGUGUUGCAGAGGGCGCAUGGACUCUCAGCUGCAGCGACGAGCAUAGAACAUGCAGUUUGGGCUGCUUGGUCUGCGCAAGACGCGGCCAACAUAGCCAGCAAUAGCUUGACAGUACUUGGCGCCUACCAAGGCAGUGCUGCAAGAUUGACCAACUUCACUGAGCAAGAGCUGAGAGAUAGUAUGGCUUUGGGUCACAGUGGUGAGGUCAAAGAUUGGCCAUGGUUUGUCGAUCAAGUCAGGAGAAAAGGAGGUUACAGUAAUGACGCUUGUUGA
This is a messenger RNA of Aureobasidium namibiae CBS 147.97, 816 nucleotides long. RefSeq names its product arad-like aldolase/epimerase. Gene Ontology annotation, biological process: pentose catabolic process. Lineage: Eukaryota; Fungi; Ascomycota; Dothideomycetes; Dothideales; Saccotheciaceae. Gene Ontology annotation, cellular component: cytosol. The transcript has a single exon. Gene Ontology annotation, molecular function: aldehyde-lyase activity. The record is from RefSeq and is a predicted model, not a curated record. Bases 1 to 816 code for a protein of 271 amino acids.